Messenger RNA from Nymphaea colorata (pocket water lily), 351 nucleotides. Its product is annotated as non-specific lipid-transfer protein A-like. The coding region runs from base 1 to 351 and encodes 116 amino acids. Gene Ontology annotation, molecular function: lipid binding. Gene Ontology annotation, biological process: lipid transport. The record is from RefSeq and is a predicted model, not a curated record. Gene Ontology annotation, cellular component: membrane. The transcript has a single exon. Lineage: Eukaryota; Viridiplantae; Streptophyta; Magnoliopsida; Nymphaeales; Nymphaeaceae.
AUGAAGAAAGCAACAGCACUGGUGCUGCUAAUUUUCCUAACAGUUCAGCUCUUUGUUCAGCCAAGCUUCCAGGCUGACCUGACUUGUGGUGAAGUGGUCAUGACAUUGCACAAAUGCGUGUCUUACAUGACUGGAAGUGAGAGUGCGCCUUCCCCUGAUUGCUGUGAGGGCCUUCAACGCCUUCGCAGCUUGCUGAUAACUCAUGAGGACAAGGAGCUGGCAUGUACCUGCAUCCGACAUGCAACACGGCGCAUCCACAACCUCAAGGAAGCUGCUGUUAAAGAGCUCCCAAGCACAUGCCAUGUCGAGUUGCCAUUCGCGCUCUCUACCUAUAUGGACUGCAAUAGGUGA